Messenger RNA from Saccharomycodes ludwigii, 1242 nucleotides. It is a transcript of the gene SIM1, whose product is annotated as putative glucosidase SIM1. Gene Ontology annotation, biological process: fungal-type cell wall organization. NCBI's taxonomy places the organism in Eukaryota, Fungi, Ascomycota, Saccharomycetes, Saccharomycodales, Saccharomycodaceae. The record is from RefSeq and is a predicted model, not a curated record. Gene Ontology annotation, cellular component: cell surface; fungal-type cell wall. The transcript has a single exon. Bases 1 to 1242 code for a protein of 413 amino acids.
AUGAGAAUUUCAAAAUCAUUCGCUUUAGUUUUAUCCACUCCAUUUUUGGCAGUUGCUGAUGCAGGUAAUCAUCAUCAUCAUGAUCGCCGUGCUCUUGAAGUUGAUUAUGUUUACCACACGGUUACAGUUGAUCAGAAUGGUAGUACUGUUUUACCAACUACCACCUUGACACCCAUCGACUCUGACAGUGGUUUCCAGACGGCUAGCACUACUAGUAUCGACUCUUUAACUAGUAACACUGUUUCUGUUAUUGCUGAGUCUAUUAGUGUUUCAGAAGCCAAUACUUCUGCUACUGAAAUUGCCACCACUACCACUUCUUCUCCAGCCACUACCACUUCUUCUCCAGCCACUACCACUUCUUCUUCAGCCACUGCCACUUCUUCUUCAGCCACUGCCACUUCUUCUUCAAGUUCUAAUGGACCUAAGGGUGAUUUAGGUUGGUAUGAUAUUCCUACCGAAAAGUUUGUCGAUGGCACAAUUGCUUGUUCUGAUUUUCCAUCUGGCCAGGGUGUUAUCUCCUUGGACUGGUUAGGCUUUGGUGGCUGGUCUGGGAUUGAAAACGAUGAUGGAUCUACCGGCGGGGAUUGUAAGGAAGGCUCUUACUGUUCUUAUUCUUGUCAACCCGGUAUGUCUAAAACACAAUGGCCAUCAAAUCAGCCAUAUAACGGUGUUUCUGUUGGUGGGUUAUUAUGUAAAGAUGGGUAUUUAUACAGAUCCAACCCCGAUACUGAUUAUUUGUGUGAAUGGGGUGUGGAUGUUGCUUAUGUUGUUUCUGAAUUAGACGAAGUUGUAAGUAUAUGUAGAACUGAUUAUCCAGGCACUGAAAACAUGGUUAUCCCAACUAUUGUUGAAGCCGGAGCUACACUACCAUUGACAACCGUUAAUGAAGAAACUUAUUACCAAUGGGAGGGUAAAAUGACUUCUGCGCAAUAUUAUGUUAACAAUGCUGGUGUUUCCAUGGAAGAAGGUUGUGUUUGGGGCACUGCUGGCUCUGGCGUUGGUAAUUGGGCUCCUUUAAAUUUUGGUGCUGGUAGUUCAGCUGGUGUUACUUACUUAUCUUUAAUUCCAAACCCAAACAAUAAAGAAGCAGCCAACUUUAAUGUCAAGAUUGUUGCUGCUGACAGUGAUUCUACUAUUUCUGGAUCCUGUGUUUACGAAAAUGGUAAAUAUAAUGGAGAUGGCACUAGUGGUUGUACUAUUGGGGUUACCUCAGGUAAGGCUCAUUUUGUAUUAUACAAUUGA